Molecule: messenger RNA, 708 nt
Organism: Zonotrichia leucophrys gambelii
Lineage: Eukaryota; Metazoa; Chordata; Aves; Passeriformes; Passerellidae
Product: proline-rich proteoglycan 2-like
Exons: 1
Coding region: 1-708 (235 amino acids)
Source: RefSeq, a predicted model, not a curated record
AUGGCCGGGCGGGCUGUCACCCGCAAGCCUUCACGCUGCCCGUGUCCCGGCUCUCCAGCACGGGAAGGCGGCCACCACAAGAGGACACCCAUGCCCGCAAGGGGCUUUGCGAGCCCGAGCCCGGCACAUUCAAACUCCCCGGCAGUUCCGAGCCGAGGAAACAAACAACAACCGCGGGGCAUGGAGCGGAGCCGAGGAUCGCACCUGGGCGCGCAGGGGCACCCACAGGGGAGCGGCGGCCGCUCCGAGCUCCCGCAGACCCUCCCGCCUCGGGAAACCCGGGUGGGGACACGCAGGAGAGGCUCCCCCCACCCCGUACGAGCCCGGAGGGACGCGGGAGAGGCUGCGAGCGCUCAGGGGGAGCGAGCCCGGGUCCCGCAGCCCCGCGGGGCUCCCCCGGGGCCGCCCUUACCUCGGGGCCUGGCGGCAGCGCUGCCCGAGCGAGUGAGCGCGGCCCCGCCGCCAACGCCGCCUUAUAUCGGCGGCCGUGAGGGGAGCCCGCCUCCCGGGGGCGGCUCCGGCCGCCCGGCUCCCAUCGGCACGGCCCCGGUACGGCCCCACAGGCGUUCAACACGGCCAGAGAUCAGCUCAGCCCAGCCCCGGCUCGGCCCCAGAUCGGCCCGGCCCAGCCCCGGCUCGGAGCGGCCCCGGCCCGGCCCCGGCCGGGUCUCCGGGAACGGGAGCAAGGGGUGCGGGCAGCCAGGGUAG